AACCUAACAACCUCCCUCUCCUUCUUUCCCACUUAACUAUAACACUGAAACAGACCUCUCAUUCUCUUCAAGAAUGUCACGUGUUUAAAACCCAAACCCUAACAAAACCCUCCUCCCGCCUUCUCUCUCAACACAAAAACGAUGACCCAAAACGACGCGGAUAUGGACGAAACGGAAGAAGAAGAAUCCCCCAAAGAAUCUCAAACUUUACAAACCCUAACAGCUACCCAAUUAUCUAGCUCAGUUUCAAACCUCUCCGCCUCCUCUCGCGCGAUUCCAUCGAACAAAGACUUCCAUUUCUACUACAAUUUCGACGAAUUCAAGAUCCCGAUUCAAGAAAUCGCAGAGAAGUCGCAAUCGCUACUCGAAUCAAUAGGGUCUUCCUCUUCAAAUCAUAUUUUCAAAGACAAGUUACAGUUCCCUACUGAUGUCGACAUCGACGAGGCGUAUGAUUGGCUGGUGAAUGUAAACGACGAGAUCUUUGAGCGUUUCGAUGCUUCAAUUGAUGAAUUUAGGAGAGUCCGAGAGGAAACGGGUCGGGUCGUGGGUGUAGAUAGUGAGGAUGGUUUUCAAUUGGUGCUAGGGAAGAAGAAUAAGAAGUCAAUGAAGAAAACGGUGAGUGAUGACUCAGUGAGUCGUGCUGGUGGUGACUCAGGAGUGAAAGUGGCGGAUAACAAGAAGUGGAUUUUGGGAAAUAAGGCCAAGGUUCCGUUUCAUAUACCGACGAUAAGGAGGCCGCAAGAGGAACAUAAUAUAUUGGUUAAUAAUUCGAAUAGGGCUUUUGAUCAUGUUUGGUUGGAGAGAAGCGAAGAUGGGCUGAGGGUUAUUCAUCCACUGGAAAGGCUAUCUGUUCUUGAUUUCAUGGAUAAAAGUACUGGAGAUGUUGAGCCUGCACCACCUCUUCCAAUAGAGAGUACUUCAUUUAAGCUUGUGGAAGAAGUCAAGGAUUUGAAGGAAUUGGCAGCUAAAUUGCGUGGUGUAAAUGAAUUUGCGGUUGAUUUGGAGCACAAUCAAUAUCGAUCUUUUCAAGGAUUGACAUGCUUAAUGCAAAUUUCUACCAGAACUGAGGAUUUUAUUGUAGAUACUUUAAAACUUCGAAUACAUGUUGGCCCAUAUCUUAGGGAAGUUUUCAAGGAUCCUGCCAAGAGAAAGGUCAUGCAUGGAGCAGAUCGAGAUGUUGUGUGGCUUCAACAGGACUUUGGCAUAUAUAUCUGCAAUCUUUUUGAUACCGGACAGGCCUCAAGAGUGCUGAAGUUGGAAAGAAAUAGUUUGGAGCACCUCUUACAUCACUUUUGUGGGGUUACUGCCAAUAAAGAAUACCAGAAUGCAGAUUGGAGACUACGCCCUCUUCCUGAUGAGAUGAUAAGAUAUGCCAGAGAAGAUACCCACUAUCUGCUGCAUAUAUAUGAUUUGAUGAGAGCUCUGUUACUCUCAAAGCCUAUUGACAAUGAAAAUGCUGAUCCUCCUUUGUUAGAGGUCUACAAACGCAGUUAUGAUGUAUGCAUGCAGCUGUAUGAGAAGGAGCUUUUCACUGAAAACUCGUAUCUCAACAUGUAUGGGUUGCCUAGUGCUGGUUUCAAUGCUCAGCAGCUUGCCAUUGUUGCGGGGCUUUAUGAGUGGAGAGAUGCCAUUGCCCGUGCAGAAGAUGAGAGCACAGGUUAUAUAUUGCCUAACAAAACUCUUCUUGAAAUUGCCAAAGAGAUGCCUGUUACAAUUAGCAAAUUACGUCAACUGCUGAAAUCAAAGCACUCAUAUAUUGAACGGCACCUUAGUUCUGUUGUUAGCAUCAUUAGGCACUCCAUGCAAACCUCUGCUGCAUUUGAAGCUGCUGUUCAACAUUUAAAGGAGAGACACAUGGAAAUACCCUCACAAGAAGAGACAGAAGCUAAUGAUGGAUCUGAAGCGCAAAGCAUUCCUGGUGGCAAUGGAAUGAACAGCGGUGUGGCUGCCUGCCAUGAAACUUCUGCGCAGCUGGAAAAGGGGCUUCUGAAGCAGGGAAGCAGUAUUGUUGAACUUGGCAGAGGUGGACAAGGAAGCUCUGCCAAACAUCAUGGUGCAAAUGGUGAAGUGAAUACUGGAUCCAGUAGUUAUAUUUCAGAUGCAUCUCCAACAGCUAAGGUUGCUGGAGCAACUGUUCAGGUUCUCAAGAAGCCAACUGGUGCUUUUGGAGCACUUCUUGGGGGUGCAGUUGCAAAGAGGAAACUUGAUACUGAUAAAAAGGUCAAGGAAAAGAUCAAGUUAGAAAAGAUAAGAUCCUCAGUAAACCUUCCAUUCCAUUCAUUUAUGGGCAUCAAUGAACCUCCAAAAGUAGUAGUAGAAGAGCCCAUUGGAGUUUCUGAAAUUUCACAUCCUGAAGAAUCUUUGGAUGUCCCAGCUACUGGUUCUAGUUUGCAAGAUAUAAUACUGUUGGACAAUGAUUCAGACAUGGAACAAAACACUCAUAUUGCAGAACCAGAUAGAGACGAUUCCAAAACUACAAAUGCCAAUGGGGAUGACAAAUCUUCAGGAUCUGCUUUGGAAACAGAUGGAGAGGAACCUGUUUCUCUAGCUGAUUUGUCUAUGAGUUUCCAAAAGUGCUUCCCAUCCGGUAAUCAAAAUAAAAAAACUGCAGAAGUUAAGAAAUCUGGAGAACCAAGUGGCGGUUUGAAGCUGAAGCCAUUUGAUUAUACUACUGCACUAAGAUCUGGUGAAGAUCCGGCAGGUAGGUUGAAAGUAGGGAGUGCCAAAAAUCAGAGGGGCGUGCUUGACUCUGUGGGUACGAUAAAAAGUUCACCAGGAGCUAAAAUGCAAAAGGAUGACGAGACAGGAGAAUAUCGCCAAGGCAGAAGACGUCAGGCCUUUCCAGCAACUGGGAAUCGGAGUGCAACCUUCCGAUGAGGGAAUUUUGAGUCUUAGUUGUAAAAAAAGAAAACAACGCUUCAACUCUUGGAAAUCUAAUGCAAUCUCACAAUUUACUAUA
Populus trichocarpa (black cottonwood) is the source of this 2959-nucleotide messenger RNA. Its product is annotated as protein RRP6-like 2. The transcript is spliced from 14 exons. Bases 142 to 2877 code for a protein of 911 amino acids. Gene Ontology annotation, biological process: nuclear polyadenylation-dependent antisense transcript catabolic process; nuclear polyadenylation-dependent snRNA catabolic process; nuclear polyadenylation-dependent rRNA catabolic process. NCBI's taxonomy places the organism in Eukaryota, Viridiplantae, Streptophyta, Magnoliopsida, Malpighiales, Salicaceae. Gene Ontology annotation, cellular component: nucleolus; nuclear exosome (RNase complex). The record is from RefSeq and is a predicted model, not a curated record. Gene Ontology annotation, molecular function: nucleic acid binding; nucleotide binding; 3'-5'-RNA exonuclease activity.